CUUCUCAACUUUACCUACGCUCGCUUAAGCUGCAAAAAGUUUAUGGCUGAGGCAAAUUGUAAACGAUGGAGUCGAAUCAAAAAUGAAAACAAUGCAAUCGAGGACGUUUCGUCUCAAAGAUAAAGUAAUAGUAGACAUUUGGCCACAGGGGACUUCUACUACAUACUAGUACUACCCUAUGAUGAGUACGCAUUGCCAUGAUGAUGCUCAGCGGGCAGUACCAGGCAUUGCUACCGGCAAGGCCCAGGAUGCGUAUGAGUUGAUCAGGCAGCCUGAUGGUUCGUACAUCGAGAUUCGGCAAAUUGGCAUUGACGACGACGAGAUGUCUGGCAUUGCGGGACCGAGCUGUGAAGCUGAGCUGGUGCCAUUGGAGACGAUGGUGCCAUCUGAAUUACCAUUGGUCCUUGAUGAGUCGGGAGAGUCGGAAUUGGAUGAGGUAUCCCAGGUGGACAGCCAGUCAGAGGAGCAGCAGAUUACAGAGAAAUACUUGAAAGGUGAGAUUAGCUUCACAGAGUUUAUGGACCUUAGUGAACAACUGCACGAACCAACAGAGCAAUCAGAUGUUGAUGGGAAGAUGCAUGCAGGCACAAUCAAGCAGCCAGGGUUUGAGCAAGUUAUUCAAGUAGAACUGAUGCUGGACAAGGAACACAGAAAGAUGAGGCGAAAGGGUCCUGCAGGCAGAAGAAGCAAGCUACCACGAGACCUGCAGGGCUUGAUGGGGGAGGCGAAUCUUUGCUUUGCCAGAGGAGAGCAUGAAGAAGCCAUUAAGAUGUGCAUGGAGAUCAUUCGUCUUGUGCCGACAGCGCCGGAGCCGUUCCAGACGCUUGGCAUGCUGUACGAGGAGAUGGGCGACGUCGAGCGAUCGCUGCAGUUCUCUCUCAUCGCCGCCCACCUCAGUCCGAUCGACGUCGAGGAGUGGGUGAAGCUCGCCGAGAUGUCACUGGAGCAGGGCAACAUCAAGCAGGCGGUGACGUGCUACUCGAAAGCUAUCAAGGGCGAGCCCCAGAAUCCAGGACUGUUGUGGGAACGAUGCAAGUGCUAUGAAGCCCUGCAUGAACAAAAGAGAGCAUUGGAAGGUUACCUUGUGAUCCUGAAUUUACUAGAGCCAUCUGAUGGAGAUAAAUUCAUGCAUCUAUCCAAAGACAUUGCAAGGAUUCAGCAUGAGAGUGGUGAUGUUCUACUGGCAAUCGCUACUAUGGAAGCUGCCUUUCAGGCUCAUCCACUUUCUAUAACCUCUGAAGAUAUAAAUCUUGCUCUGGAGCUGUACAUCUCUCAGAAGCAGUUUCACAGUUCCCUGGACCUCAUCUGCCGACACUGCGGGGUGAAGAUCUUGUAUAAGGUGCAUGACGAGAAAGCACCAGCAACAGACAGAUAUAAUAUUCCUGAUGCCUUGCCGAUAGACCUGAGGAUUAAACUUGUUGUGUGCCUGAUUCACCUCAGUUAUAAUAUAGCGCAGAUGAUCGUUCAGCCAUUAUUCCAAGAAUCGCCAGAAGAUAUGGGCGAUCUGUGUCUUGAUGUAGCAGAGGCUUACAUGGAGGUCGGCUCAUACCAGGAUGCGUUACCCAUCCUUUCCACUCUCGUCAACUCGCACAGCUACAAUCUGGCGGCUGUCUGGCUGCGUUACGGCGAGUGUCUGAAUGCACUGGGGCAGAUGCAGAAUGCAGUGCAGGCCUACAGACAGGUAGUGGACCUAGCUCCCUCUCACAUGUCUGCCAGAAUGACACUGUCCUCCCUGCAGCAGCAGCUGGGAAGACACGACGAAGCUUUGCUGGCUCUCACACACGUUGAGCAUGAUGCCAGCGGUGAGGCUGUGGCUCCAGACCUGGCUCUGCUGCUGCAACGCUGCAACCUGCUCUACUCUCAGGCCAAGUGGCAAGAGUUUGUUCGCUGCAGCAAACAUGCGCUGUCCAGUCAGUUCAAGGACGUCGUCCGGCCAUCAUAUCUUGGCGUGAUCAUUAAGAAUAGGAGCUUAAGGCACAGAAAGGAAGCACUGCGAUACUUAGGGUGCAACAUGGAGUCGACAUCAGAAGGCUUGUUCACUAAUGAAAAGUCGGCCUCCCCUGACGACAUGUGGGAUUUGUAUUGCAGGGUCUGUCACAAGAUGCAUGAAUUGGGGAAACAUGCAGAGCUGGAGACGUUUACUAUUGCAGCUCUCACUUCAUCACAGUUCAUGAACGACCCAGACAAAGCCAAGGAGGCAGAGUUUAUGUGCCUGAUGGCAUGUUAUAUGAACAAGAACUUUGAGUUUGCAUAUAAUAUCAUCAAGGAAAUCUGUGUCAAGGAGAUGAAGAAUAAUUCUGCGUGGAACCUACUAUGUCAGAUCAUCACCUGGUCGGACGACAUUCGACACAACCGCUUCUGCAUGCGUCUGCUUAUGAAGCAACCCGACCAUCUGCCUCUAGAAAUGCUCAAUGGACACAACUCUGUUGUCGCAGGCAGCUAUAAGCAUUCGCUCGGUGAGUAUGUUGCUGCUUUUAGACAAGCUCCGAAGGACCCACUCAUAAGUCUUUGCAUUGGGCUCACGUUUUUCCAUCUGGCUUCGCAGAAAUUUUCCUCAAAGAGACAUUCUCUCGUUGUUCAGGGUUGUUCAUUCUUGAAUCAGUAUGUCGAGCUACGGGGCGAGUGUCAGGAGACUUUCUACAAUCUGGGUAGAGCCAUGCACCAGCUCGGUCUGUUAUAUGCAGCUGUUUACUAUUAUAAAAGAGCAUUAGCAGUUGGGCCAGCCAUCAAAGAAGACCAUCACCAGGAACUGUUUGACCUGAAACGAGAAACUGCAUUCAAUCUGUCACUUAUAUACCAGCACAGUGGCAAUAAUGAUCUGGCAAGAAUGGUCUUAAAUGAACACUGCAUCGUUUGACAAUAUUCAGAUCAUCAACAAUCUCAGGUGUAUGAUGCAGGUGCCAAUUAUGUCAUCCUCUCACAUUGUAUCAUAUUGUGCUUUUUUCUUGUGAAAUCAUUUACUGUGAUUUUGACUUAGAAAGUUAAAAUCUGUGUGUUAUCCAAAAUCAGUGUGUAAGAAUAGCAGAGUAAACGUUGCAUAUAUGAUAUGCAUGUCUUAUACAUUUAUACGAAAUUGUUAGUCAUUUCAAGUCAGAACACCAACACAUUUACUGUCUUACGUAUUCAUGAUAAAAUACAGUAUUACAAGAAUGACUAGCCAUCAAGUUUUUUAAUAAAAAUAUUUGUAUACAUAUAA
Priapulus caudatus is the source of this 3196-nucleotide messenger RNA. RefSeq names its product general transcription factor 3C polypeptide 3-like. Gene Ontology annotation, molecular function: protein binding. The transcript is spliced from 22 exons. Bases 179 to 2857 code for a protein of 892 amino acids. Gene Ontology annotation, biological process: transcription by RNA polymerase III. Gene Ontology annotation, cellular component: transcription factor TFIIIC complex. NCBI's taxonomy places the organism in Eukaryota, Metazoa, Priapulida, Priapulimorpha, Priapulimorphida, Priapulidae. The record is from RefSeq and is a predicted model, not a curated record.